AUGAUGGAGUUCAUUGAUUGGGAAGAAGAAGGAAUAAACGAGAAUUUUGUUGGGGAACUUGAUGUAAGUCAUGGAUAAUAUAAUUUUGGUUACAACUAGCUAAAAUGGCUGUUUUGGGUAAUCAUUUGAUUAAAUAUGUAUUAAACAAUCUUUUUUUUGUAAAUUUAUGUUUGAUUUUUGUUUUUCUACUUUGUUUUUGACCGAUAUUUAAGAGAAUACAUUAUUAAUACCUAAAUUUCAGGGCUGGAAGAAGUUCUUUUGCCAAGGGACGGGAAUCGAGAUGGAGGAGAACAAACUGAAUGUUAUUGGUCGAAUGGUCGGUUUACUGGUUAAUUUCUACCUGUCAGCGCGACAAAUUGUGCCUUCAGAUGUAUUUCAGUUUGGUCGAUACCCGAAUAAGGUCACUUUUUCUAUGAUUUCGGCCAAGAAUUCAGCAAAAUUGAAUAAUGAAAAGAACACGGAGAUUCAGAGUGGCAUCAAAGAGGUUGUGGACUUGAUCAAGAGUGGGGACGUGAGUUUUUAAACGUUUUUUGGUUCGAAUUUUAGGUUUUGGUCGAAAAAUUUGAAGAAAACCUACGAAAAUUGAAGAUUUUGGAGCAUUUUAGGUAUAAUUUUGAGCUUACUACUAAUUUUGGGAUGUGAUUUUGAUUUUUAUAAGUAUAUAAAGUUAUAUUUAUGAUUUUAUUACUUAAAUUAGUAUUUUCUAGUAGCUUUACACUUUCUUUUUAGUUAGAAACCUUCCAACUGGUUAUGGUCAAGUUUAAAGAUGUUAGCAAGCCAAAAAGGAAGGUUCUUGAAGAGUUGGGCUUUAGCUUGAACACUACACAUGAUGAUACGCUUAUGUUAAGGUAUGUUUGAAUAACGGUUUUGCCCUUUUUAUUAGAAAAACGGAUGGUUAGUAUCAGGUGUUCUGGUUUCUUUCGGUUAUAACUUUUGUUAAAGACAAGGUAGAGUCUUGCAUUUUGACCUUUAUAUAGAUUAUUUUAUUGGUCAGCUAAUGAAAAAAAGAAAUUUUUGAAAUUUUGAGAGUCCUUGGAGUUACAGUACUUUUACAGUACUCUUCAACCAUUUUUUCUACAUUUUUUUCAUUUUCAGUAUUGGUGACUUCACGUAUGACGUUCAAUUUGCAAAAACCAGUCUGGACGAGCUGAUUCAAUCAUAUUUCGUCUUAUUAUGCAAAUUCUACGGUUAUAUUUCGGCGCUGCAACCAUUGCCAAAAGAUACGGUGGUUCAAGGUCAUAUCACACUGCACAAGGAAAAAGCGAUCGAACAGCCGCAACUGGGACGAUUUCAGCAUGAAGAUGUUGAGUUUGAUUACGCUGGGUUGGAAGAUGAGGUUUUGGACGAAAUUUGCUUAACACGCCGCAGGCAGCACGAGAAACGGCUCGGGUAGGGUGGAUAAUAUUGGUUUAUUUGGGGUUUUGUUAAUUUUUGAUCGGAUAAGAUAAGUUUGAUUAAAAAUUGAUGGCAUGGUAAAUAAUAAUUUUAUUUUUUUCAUUGUUUUAGAGCUGUGUCAAUCUUUCGUCACAAGCGCUGCAACAAGAAGCAGGUAAUCGCCGGAGCGAAGGACUACCUUAAUGAUCUUGUGGAGGAGGAAAAGGUGUGGACCGUUUUGUUAUAAUUUUUGGAAUUUUUUUUAUUAUUCUAGGUCUUGCUGUGGGGUUUUUCUCGUUUGACGAUAUGGACGGGGUAAAAAAAUUUGGGGGUGGUUAAAUUUUUUUUGUUACCUUGAUGUUCGAAAGUGGUUUAAUAUUAGAUAUGUCAUUUUUUUACUUUGUGUAGUCAUAACUUUGUCAUUUUAGGCCCAAAACCCAGAAAAGUACGAGGCAGAAAAAGAUAGUGAUAAUCGAAGGAGCGGCACGGAUUCUGAUAGUCACGAUGAAGCGGAAUCAAGAAGGGUACAUUUGAAUUUUUAAUAUGUGUUUUAGUAUUAAUUUUCUGAAAGGUCAAAUGUUAUAUCAGUCCCUAAAGCAGUAAAACAUAUUUUUUAUGAUUUGAGAAAAGACCUACUAUAAUAUAGCUUUAGGGUAAAUUUGUCCGUUAUGAUAAAUGCAAGAUUAACGAUUUGGUUUCAGACGGUCGAACCAAUGGACACCAGUUUGCCCGAAACAACCGAAAUUCCAGUAAGUUAAAGGGAAAAGUUACAGUAGUUAAGAGAGGAGAAUUUUUCUUUGAAUUACAUUUUUCAUGGGUUCCAUAAUAAGUUGUAUUAAUAGUAUAAGUUAAUAAAUGAAAAAAGAAGAAAAAACGACCAUAUUUUAACGAAAUGGUUAAUAUCAGGGUAUUAAAGAAGUCUUGUCGUCACUUUGUCUUAUUUUUAGCUGCAAAAAGCGACAAGAAAUUUUUAAAAGUUGACAUUAACAAGAAAGGGACUCAACCUAAGCCACUAACGAAUAAAGUUAAUAUCAGGGUGUUAAAUAAAGUCUUGUCGACAUUUCUUAUCCUUUGUAGCGAUAAAAAGCGACGAGACUUUGUAGAAGGAUAAUACGUUUCUGGUGACUAUAUUUUAAAAUUUCGCGAGAUUCCAUUUUUCAACUACAGAAAUUUCGAUUUGAAAAAGCUCAUUUUAAAAUUUUGACAUUUUUAGGUUUAAAUAUUUACUGUUUUUAGGUAGAAGACGCACACAUCAACCAUGUAGAACGCGAACCCAUGCCACAAAUUGAAACCCUGCCCGCUGGCAAGAAACAAAAGUUGGAUGACCUGGUCAAUAUCAAGAAGUUGUUGUCCAAAGAAGAGAGAAAAGGUGUAAUUUUCGAAAGGAAAAAACGCGGUCGAAAAGCCAAAAAGUGA
Molecule: messenger RNA, 2790 nt
Organism: Bursaphelenchus okinawaensis
Lineage: Eukaryota; Metazoa; Nematoda; Chromadorea; Rhabditida; Aphelenchoididae
Source: the annotation of a GenBank genome assembly